AUGAUAUAUGCACUUGAUGUAACUCAAUCACCAAUUAUACUUAGUUAUUUAUCUGCUUAUUCAUUACUUGUAACAGUUGCCAAUGUUGCCGUACCACUACGAGCACCUGCUAUUGACAUUCAUCCGAAUGCCAAAUGGAUACAAAAUGGUCUCACUGUGGCUGGAGGAAAUGGAUUAGGCAAUGGAAGCAAUCAACUAAAUAACCCAUACGGUUUUUAUGUCGAUGAUGAUCAAACUAUUUAUGUCGCUGAUCGAUAUAAUAACCGUAUUGUGGAAUGGAAAUAUGGUGCAACGAGUGGCCAAGUAGUUGCCGGCGGAAAUGGAGAUGGAGAUGGAGAUCAUCAGUUAAACAAUCCAUUAGAUGUGAUUGUCGACAAAGAGAGAGACAGUCUCAUCAUCUGCGAUUACGGGAAUAGAAGAGUAGUUCGAUGGCCUCUUCGAAAUGGUACUAGUGGAGAAACAAUCGUCUCAAACAUUCUCUCUUGUUGGAGUUUGACAAUGGACGAGAAUGGAUCUCUCUAUGUCGUUGACUCGGGAGAAGAUGAAGUGAGACGAUAUCGAAUUGGUGAUACUGAAGGAACAGUGGUUGUCGGUGGCAAUGGAUAUGGAAAUCGUUCCGAUCAACUCUCUACCCCCCACUACGUAUUUGUCGAUCUAAAUAAUUCAGUAUACGUGUCUGACUUGAACAAUCAUCGUGUGAUGAAAUGGGAAGAAGGUGCAAAACAAGGUAUUGUCGUAGCCGGUGACCAAGGACAAAGAAAUAGUCUUACACAAUUGUCAUCUCCUGCAGGAGUCGUUGUCGAUCAAUUGGACACUGUCUAUGUGUCUGAUAGUCUUAAUCAUCGCAUCAUGCGUUGGCCAAAAGGAGGCAUGCAGGGAAGUGUAAUUGUUGGCGGAAAUAGUCCAGGAGAACAGUCAAAUCAAUUAGAUUAUCCCUAUGGUUUAUCAUUCGAUCGACAUGGCAAUCUCUAUGUCGCUGAUCGUGACAAUCAUCGAAUACAAAAAUUUUCAAUCGAACAGACGAUAAAUUAA
Rotaria sp. Silwood1 is the source of this 1032-nucleotide messenger RNA. NCBI's taxonomy places the organism in Eukaryota, Metazoa, Rotifera, Eurotatoria, Philodinida, Philodinidae. The record is from the annotation of a GenBank genome assembly.